This is a messenger RNA of Lactuca sativa (garden lettuce), 737 nucleotides long. Its product is annotated as photosystem I reaction center subunit VI, chloroplastic. Gene Ontology annotation, biological process: photosynthesis. NCBI's taxonomy places the organism in Eukaryota, Viridiplantae, Streptophyta, Magnoliopsida, Asterales, Asteraceae. Gene Ontology annotation, cellular component: photosystem I reaction center; photosystem I; chloroplast thylakoid membrane. The record is from RefSeq and is a predicted model, not a curated record.
GCCCCACACAUCCCCUGUUGCUUCAUCUCGUUGACUAUAACCUGACUAAUCAAUUCGUUUGACAACAACAACAACGACAAUUUAGUAGAAACACUGUUUUGAGCUCUAAUUUUUGUCCAACAAUGGCAUCUCUUACAACCUGCGCACCCGCCGCAGCCACCGUCAAAGGCCUCGGAGGCAGUUCACUCACCGGGACUAAGCUUAUCCUCAAGCCUUCUCGCGCGAGUUUCAGACCCACUUCAAACAGAGCUGGUGCUGUGGUAGCUAAAUACGGCGACAAAAGUGUGUACUUUGAUUUGGAAGAUUUGGGCAACACCACUGGUCAAUGGGACGUGUAUGGCUCUGAUGCCCCCUCACCUUACAAUUCCCUCCAGAGCAAGUUCUUUGAGACAUUCGCUGCUCCUUUUACCAAGAGAGGAUUGUUGCUUAAAUUCUUGAUAUUGGGAGGUGGUUCGACUCUUGCUUACUUCAGCUCCACUGCAACCGGAGAUGUCCUACCGAUUGUGAAGGGCCCACAACAAAAACCGAAGCUCGGUCCACGUGGCAAGAUCUAAUUGGAUCAACAACAAUCUCAACUCUUGUUAGUAUGGUUUAAAUGUAUCUAUGCUAUAUAGUUUGUAAGUAUGUCUGAUUUCUGCUUAUAAGAUCUCAUCAAUUUUCCAUGUUAUGGUCGUUUGAGAAAGGAAUAGUUAUGGUUUGUGCAACUAUUUUUGGUUCAAAAGUUGUGAUUGUUUGAA